Molecule: messenger RNA, 1254 nt
Organism: Mesorhabditis belari
Lineage: Eukaryota; Metazoa; Nematoda; Chromadorea; Rhabditida; Rhabditidae
Source: the annotation of a GenBank genome assembly
AUGGCUCGACCAGCAAAAGAAAACGGUUCGCAAGAAGUGCCCAAAGCCGUGCGCAAGAAUGAUGACGGCCGUCCCAAGAGAAACCUUUCUGCUUACUUCAUCUGGCUUGGUGAAAACCGUGCUCGUCUUGCGGAAACUGUCGAACCUAAGCAGGUUCUCAAGGCAGCCGGUGCUGAAUGGAAGAAACUUGAAGACAAGUCCAAAUGGGAGGAGAAAGCCAAGGCCGAUAAGGAGCGUUACACUCGUGAAAUGGAGGCUUUCAAGGGACCAUCGAGCAAGCCACCGAUGGCGAUUUGGGCCGUGGGAUGGUUGCUCGUUGCUUGUGGGGCCGUUUGGGCCGAGACGGAUAAAAUUCAAAUGCCAGAGGGACUCUAUCCACAGGCUGACAGCUAUGUGUGCACUUUUGUGCCGCUGGAUGCAGAGAAAGAACAUUAUAUCACUGGAUUUGAGCCGAUUGUCGAGAAGAAUUUGGCUCAUCACAUCAUUCUCUUUGGAUGCGAUGAGCCGGGCACUUUUGAGCCGGUUUGGAAUUGCGGUGGAAUGUCGGCUGGAUCCGACAGAAUGGAGAGGGGAUCGGUGUGUCAGUCGAAAGAAAGCAUUCUCUAUGCCUGGGCAAUGGAUGCACCACAAUUGGAGCUGCCAAAAGACGUCGGUUUCAAAGUUGGCGGCGCAUCGGGGAUCAACUAUUUGGUGAUGCAAGUUCACUACAUGCACGCCAAGAAUGAGGAGGAUCGAACUGGACUCACCCUCACGCACACCGAGGAACCAUUGCCGAAAGUUGCGGCAACGAUGCUGCUCGUUACUGCCGGCGCCAUUCAACCAAAGGCCACAGAGAACUUUGAGACAGCUUGCGUGAUCGACGAGCCGGUGGUGUUGCACCCGUUCGCCUAUCGAACACACACGCAUCGACACGGGAAAGAAGUGAGCGGAUGGGUGGUACAAGAGAACUCGCAAGGAAACGAUCGAUGGACAUUGAUCGGACGUCGGGAUCCACAAUUGCCACAAAUGUUUGUCCCGGUGGAAAACAAAACGAUGGAGAUUCGUCAAGGGGAUAUGCUCGCGGCAAGAUGUGUCAUCGAGAACAACGAGGAUCGAGUGAUCGCGAUGGGAGCGACGGGCGAGGACGAGAUGUGCAAUUUCUAUCUCAUGUACUGGACGCUGGGCGAUCGGACGUUAAGCGACAACACUUGCCUCUCACCGGGCGCUCCAAAUUACUACUGGGACACCGAGGCUCUUCUGAACAAUAUCCCGAAA